AUCCUAUCAGCUGUGAACACAAAUAGAAUUGUUAGCCAUCUCUUCCUAUAAAUUCUAGCCGUGCAUUGGCAACAAACGCACUGGUAAGACAUAACUGAUGACUAGAUGGCUUCAUGUAAGGUACCAGACAACUUGGAGGUCAUUCUUAGCUAUGCUGAUUCUACUGAUAUUGUCGAUCGCCUUCACACUGGAGUUUUCCUAAAAGGAAAGAAAGAGAGGUUUUGGUUUGACAAGAUUACCAAUGCCAAUGUAUUUGAGUUGUAUGCAAGGGAUCUCUCAAUUGCUAGGAAAAAUGAUCGACGUUGUUGGAACUGGACUUCAAUUGAAGAAUAUGGUGGUGUUCAAGUGGAGGUGGCUGAGGCAGUGGAAACAUAUUGGCUUGAAGUGAAAAAUGAUUUCCCUAUAAAAAUGCUCACCCCAAGAACUUCUUACAAUGUUUCAUUUAUUUUAAUGAAGAAAGAGGAUAAUAAGGGACUUGACCAACCAGUGAAGUUGAAACUCCUCCUGCCCAACCAAGGGCCAGUUGAACGCACACACGAUUUGAGUUCUAUGCCAAUAAACAAAUGGACAGAGAUCCUAGUUGGUGAAUUUAUAACCCCUUGUGAUCAUAGGUGUGGGGUCGUGGAAAUCUCUAUGGCACAGAUUGAUAUUAAACGUAUGAAGAAAGGACUUGUCAUCAACAAAAUCGUCAUUCGGCCAAUAAAGAAGAAUUGGAAAGAGCUUAGUGGAGAGUACAAAUGGGAAGGUCUAUUGGAUCCCCUCAACGUUGACCUUAGCAAGUUUAUAACAGCUUCUGGUGAAAGAAUUGCUGCCAUUUAUGACUGCAUAAUUAAAGAUGAAAAUUCACCUAUGUAUGAACUUCCCGUGUAUGAAGAAAAAGAAUUUUUUUCUAAAGUUGGCCCAGACAGAGGCAAAGCAAGUCAAAUAUACGAAGUGAAAAAGUAUAUCUAUGCAUGGGUCAAUGUUUCUUUCCCGGUCGAAUUGUUAGUUCCAAACAGAUCUGCUUGGAUUGGUUAUGUGGCUGUGGCUACAGAUGAGGGAACGAGAUUGCUAGGAAGGAGAGAUAUUUUGGUUUGCUGGAGAGGAACUCACAAUAACACAGAGUGGGAAAUGAAUGCUAGUUUCUUGCAAACCCAUGCUGAAGUCAUAUAUCCGACUGUCCCUGAAGCUGAGGUGCACAAUGGAUUUUACUCCAUCUACACAGAGCUAAUGCCAAAUGAAGAAUACAAUGAAAAAAGUGCUCGAGAUCAGGUUAUUGAUGAAAUAAAGAAUUUGGUAAAUUUACACCAAGACGAGGAAGUCAGUAUAACAAUUACAGGAUACAGUCUAGGUGCAAGUCUUGCUACAUUAAACGCAGCUGAUAUAGUUUCCAAUGAAUAUAAUAUGCCUAACCCUAAUCCAAAGAAUAAGGAAUUCUUGGUCACAGCCUUUGUGUUUGGAAGCCCUAAGGUCGGAAACAUAGCCUUCCAAACCGAAUUCAAUAAGCAUAUACUAGAGAGGAAGCUUUGUCUCUUGCGCAUUGAAAAUGUCGAUGACCUAAUCACUAUGAUGCCGCCUGGAAGCUACGUUAGAGUGGGAAAUGAGAUAACAUUUACCCGAACCAGUGCAAGCUCAGAUGAGUGUGGCAAGAUAAUAACUGAUCAUAAUUUGAAGAAUUAUAUUAAAGAAAUUUGUGCACUACCAUAUUCCUCACUAAAUUUCUCCCUCUGAGGAAGAGUCAGGUUAGCGUUUUUCUUGCUUCUAGUUAUGUACAGAGCCAUUUGAGCAAUCUGCCUUGUGCUGUGUGUGUGAGGGUCCCAUGCUCAUCAAGGCUUGCAUCUACUUGAAUGAAGUAAUGACUAGAUUGGUUGUCUAGGCCUUGGUUUUUCUAAAAUAUAGGCUUCUUGUAGAGUUUGUUGAAUCAUUGAAUUUUCCAUAUUGCCUAGAGUUUGUGCUGUCCUCCUCUUUUGAGGGUGAGCUUAGGUUGUUGUGCCUCUUGGGUUUGUUUUUUGUGUAAUGUAAAUACAUUUACUUAACCCAGAAGAAAAAAAUCUAGAAGAGUUUUUUCACCA
This is a messenger RNA of Mangifera indica (mango), 2051 nucleotides long. RefSeq names its product phospholipase A1-II 1-like. Lineage: Eukaryota; Viridiplantae; Streptophyta; Magnoliopsida; Sapindales; Anacardiaceae. Bases 106 to 1710 code for a protein of 534 amino acids. Gene Ontology annotation, biological process: lipid metabolic process. Gene Ontology annotation, molecular function: glycerophospholipid phospholipase A1 activity. The transcript has 4 exons. The record is from RefSeq and is a predicted model, not a curated record.